This is a messenger RNA of Amblyraja radiata (thorny skate), 4967 nucleotides long. Its product is annotated as E3 ubiquitin/ISG15 ligase TRIM25-like. The transcript is spliced from 6 exons. Gene Ontology annotation, molecular function: zinc ion binding; protein binding. The coding region runs from base 682 to 2292 and encodes 536 amino acids. Lineage: Eukaryota; Metazoa; Chordata; Chondrichthyes; Rajiformes; Rajidae. The record is from RefSeq and is a predicted model, not a curated record.
GAUGACCAUGUCUUGGAUACCAAACAAAGAUAGGUGGUUAUCCUCUUGUAAACGAUGGUUAUUGCCUCUUCAAAAACUGGACACCAUGUUCAUGUCAAAUUAUUAGUUUCCAAGCGUAUGAAUUUGAUGUUUUAAGGGAAAAAAUCUGGUGUUCAUAAAAUGAUCCAUUCUGUAGUGGUCGCAUCAGCACGAACGCUAAAAUCACAACCUAUGUCGAUGCAAUUUAUUGAGAUGAACAUUUAGACGGACACAAUCCUCCAUUUUCACAAUGAUUCGGAAUCUCGCCGUUAUUCCUGCCAUUGCAAACGGCUGUCCAUCAGUUUACAGUUUGAUCAAUGUGUACGCUCGAAUAAUUAACUUUUUUUCCUCAAUAGGUGUUUGAUUUGAUUAUUUUCCAGUUCUGACUGUAUUUGCAUCUGAACAAUUAAACUUGACGGUUCGUCAAUAAAAUGGUACAUAAUUUAAUUGUUUAACAUGUGUCAAUUUGUGAGUAUUUUGUUUUCAGAUCUGGGCGUAAGCACACAAAACUCUAGUCAACCCAGGAGCGGUGUCACCAGCUGCGCUUUACACGCCCUUAUCCCCCCGGGGUACAAUCACUGGGUGUUUUGCUGAUCUGCUGUUAUUCGAACAAAUGCCAAAAACACAAUCGCGUUCAACACUUCACAGAUCUCCGCCUUGAAGAUGGCAACCGGCUUAGCCCAGGACGCUUUAGGGGAAGAAUUAACUUGUGCGAUCUGUUUGGAGAUCUACACGGACCCUGUGGUACUCGACUGCAAACACAGCUUCUGUUGUGCCUGCAUCGAGGAAACUUGGAAUGAGACGAACAUAGUCAGCUACUCGUGUCCCGAAUGCAGGGCGGAAUACAGCGAGAGGCCAGUGCUGGAGAGGAACUUCAAACUGGCAAAUAUUGUUCAAAGAUACCUGGCUCUGGAGGUCUCCCGGAAUGCGAUUUUAUGCAACUACUGCACUCAAAAACGGCGACCGGCUGUAAAAACCUGCCUCAAGUGCGAAGCCUCGAUGUGUGCCGAGCAUCUAAGGCAUCACACCGAGAGUGCGGUCUUCAAGAACCAUCUCCUCGUCGACCCCACUGCCGACGUAUCCCGGUGGAAGUGCACGGAGCACCAGGAGCUACUGAAGAUUUACUGUAAAGAUGACCAAGUGUGUGUCUGCACCCUGUGCACUUUAAUCGGCAAACACAAGGACCACAGCUGCGAGAGCAUCGGUGAGGGAGAGAAGGAGCUGAGGAAUCAUUUGCAACAUCAGCUCCAGAAGAUCCGAAAUAAUGUUGAAGCUGUUCAAUUAGUUCUGAGCAACCUUCACAAAGAGAAGAAGAAUGCACAGAGCAUAAAAAGAAAUGUACAAGUGAAAAUUAAAGCAAAAUAUGAGACCCUGAGGAAGCACAUCGACAAGGAGGAGAGGAGAGUACUGCGGUUCCUGGAAAGUGAACAUAAUUGCUUCGCUACGGAGAUUGAUGGCGAAAUCAUUGAGCUGGAAGGGAAAGUGAAAGACUUUGAAAAGUCGUUUUCUGAUCUCGGUGAACUUCUGAAGCACAAUGAGGAGCUUUCAUUUAUCCAGCAACUGAAUUCGAUGGCAGACAGAUUGAAGGAAGCUUCUGAACCGUUCGUGGCAGAGACUCCUACCUUUGAUCUGGGUAAAACUGUUGUGGAAAGGCUUGCAGACUGGGUCCAGGGACAGUAUGUGGCAGCACCUCCACCAACUCUGGGGAGUAACUUCCUGGUCAGUAUGUAUGGACAAACGCCGAGUAUGGAUCCCCGCACGGCAUUUCCACACCUGAUCCUGUCCACUGGCAACCUCUCUGUGUCGGGUUCCAAACACCGGCAGCCUUACCCGGACAGCCCCAAGAGGUUUGACUACUGGUGGCAGGUUAUGUGUACGGAGAGAGUAAGCUGUGGCCGCUGCUACUGGGAGGUGGAGGUGGGCGGAGAGCGCCGCCGCUGGGACAUCGGAGUGUGUUACGAGAGCCUGAGCCGGAAGGGAGAGGGGAAAGAAUGUUCUCUGGGACAGAACAAGGAAUCAUGGUGCCUGUACUCUGAACCUGGUAGUCUUGCAGCCUUGUACGAUGACAACGUUACCAGGCUGACUGUUCCCCUGCCCAGUAGGGUGGGUGUAUUUGUGGACUUUGAAGCUGGAAUUAUUUCCUUUUACAGUGUAGUGGACAAGCAAUUAUCUCUGUUACACACCUUUCGGCAGCAAGCGUUCACUAAACCCCUCCACCCAGCACUGGGAGUGGCCGAUUUCACCACCUCCCUGGCACUGUGCACUCUUAAGUAAUAAUCUCAGCAAUGAUAAUACUUUAGAUGUAAAGGAAGAAUGACUGAAACAUAAGAAAAUACAAAAUAGAAACAGCAAUAGGCCACAUAUCUGCCCUGCCCUACCCUUGCACAAAACCUGGCUGAUCUUUACCUAGAUAAACCUUUGCCUUCAGACUUCCCGUGUCCAAACAUCCAUUGCUCAUCCAUACUCAGUGACCGGAGAUCAGAGGAAGAGGGUAAUAGUGGAUGGGCGUUGUUUGUACUGGGUCUGUAAUAAGUAGAGUGUAGGUGGUCUGAUUAGUAAGUUUGGAGGCAACGUGGAAAUUGGUAUAGUCAUAGAUGAUGAAGAAGAUUAUUUAAAGAUACAGCAGGACAUAGAUCAGCUGGAGAGUUGGGUAGAUGGGUGGCACGUGGAAAUUAAUACAGACCAAUGUGAGGUAUCACAGUUUGAGAAGUCAAAUUCUGGUGGGACAUGUGGAAUAAAUCGCAGGGACAAGAGCAUUUAUGUUUGGAGGGAACUUGGGGUGCAAGUUUAUAGCUUGCUGAAAGUAGUGACACACGUGGAUGAUGUAAUCAAGAAGGCAUUUAAUAAGUUUGCCUUCAUAGGCUGAAGCUUUGAGUAUAAUAGUUGGAACAUCAUGUUGCAGUUGUACAAAACAUUGGUUAGAUUACACUUGGAGUUUCAUGUACAAUUCUUAUUGCUACACAACAGGAAGAAUGUGGCAGCAACAGAGAGAAUGCAAAAAAGGUUCACAAGAACUUUGCCUGAACUGAAGGUCUUAUAUUUACUGGGAAUAGAGAGGCUGGAUUUAAGCAUAGGCUUAAGGGAAGAGGCAAAAUAUUUCAGAGGGACCUUGAGGGCAACUUUUUCAUGCAGAGAGUAGAUUGUGUCUGGAAUGAGCUGACUGAGGAAGCUACAGAAAAAAAAAUCCAAUCACAACUUUAAAAAUACAUCUGGAUAGAUAUAUGGAUCGGACGGGUUUCGAAGGGUAAGGACCGAAUGCAGGCACAUUGGAUUAAAUGAGUGACUUUUCCUGUUGAGUGAACAGUUCAUGAGCCUUUGGCUCACCCAAUAAAAUACCAGCAUUGUACCUAUUUGCUAUGAACAUCAGCAUGUACCCCAACCCUAGAAACUACACAUGAGUCCAUGGGGACUUCUACUGCAAUCUUGUCUGCAGAAGGACACAAAUUGACCCUCCAGAUAGCUUCAAUGCCAGGGCUGGAAACAACAUAAAUCUUUCAGUAGGGCAUGGUUAAUAAAGAGUAAGCAUGGAAAGUUAACACUAACAGGUUUUCGCCUUAAGAAAUGCCUAGUUUUGUCAUAACAAGCUACUUUUUCACAAGAUGGAAAAGCACAAGACUUCAUGGGAAUACCCCUGAUUAGCACUGUUCAGUUAUAUAGAAUCAAAGUGCAAUGUAGCACAAAACGGGCCCUUCACAUCAACUUGUCCAUGCCAAACAAGAUGCUGAUGACAUUUACCCAAAUAUCUUUUAAAUGUUGUUAUUGUACCUGCAUCAACUUCGUCCUCUGGUAACUCGUUCCAUUUAGAAACCACCCUCUGUGUGGAAAACUUUGCCCCUCACGUUCCUAUUAUAUAAUUCUACUCUCUCGUUCAACCUCUGCCAUCUUGAUCUUGAUUUCCCUACCCCAGGAAAAAUGCUUAUUCACCCUAUCUAUUCCUCUUGUGAUUUUAUGCACCUUUAUUAAAUCACCCCUCAGCCUAUUGCGCUACAAGAAAUAAAGUCUUAGCCUGCCCAACAUAUGGCUCAUGCUUUCGAGUACUGGAAACAUCAGGGCAAGUCACAAGCUGUGAACAUUCUGUGGUUUCUGUAGGCUGGGAAUUGACAGACUGAGAUGUUGUAUUAGAACAUCCAGCAUGGUGGGGUGUUUAAAAACGUUGACACUGAAGUUCUUUGGGGUGCACUUCUGGCAACGGUAACAUUGAUAGGACAAAUUAGAGGAGAGUAGGUGGUUGUCAGUCCAGCAGUCAUCAGAGCCUGUCAUGGCAAAAGUGAUGCUGACAUUUAAUCCUUGCCGGGACAAAGAUAUAAGACAACAGGUCCCAUGAUGUCAUAUAGUUGUCCCUCUGACCAGAAAGGGUUUGCCUUGUGACAAGGACUUGCUUCAAUCCUUUCAAGAUAGGAACUCCAUUGGAGUUAGCCUUCCCUACUCCUUUCUUGCUGUGGGUUGCAGCACAUCUAAUCCUGUCAUUGAAGCCACUCUGGAGAAUCAGUUUGUUUCAUGAUAUGGUCCAGGUUUUUUUCAGCGUGAGAGUAGGAAUCCUCUUAGGUAUCAUCCAAAGCUUCUAGGAUUCAGGUGUGAGCACCAAUGACCAUAUAAUAUUGGUUCAAUGUUAGAAUGAGUAAAAGGCCAUCAGAUAUAGGUGGAGAGGGGUGGUUCCUGAACUAGCUCAUUCUUGAUGGCAAAAGUAACUUCAUAAAACAGUGUUCCUCUUCUGUUUAUCUCUCCAAAAAGUGUAACUUUUUGGUUCAUUAAAUUGGCCAUAUUAGAAAUAGUUGAUGCUGCAGUUCUCCAGUGAUGCUGUUACUCAUCAUGCACUAGCUGGAUACUUUUACUAUUGAGCACACACCACCAAUGGAACUGGAUCUCCUUGCUGAUAUUACUCUUUCAACCCCCUGAAAUAAAUUAACAAGUUAAUUAUCUAAUUUGAUGGGUGUAGGACACUGAACAAA